AUGGGUAGGAACGUGGCCAAAUCUUCGAGGGGAAGAUCUCUGACCCCAAGGGGGAAGAGAUCAACCGGGGGGGUUAAUGAGGACGUGGGUGAGAAGACGAUCAGCCGGUCGGAGUCGCUGUACUUCUCGGACGGCGACUCGGACGGGUCAAUCGAUCUUCCGGAGAUCAAGAUGGGCGGGGAGAAGCGGGGUCAAGCCCCAAAAAGGAAAGCUUCGGAGGAUGUUGAGGAGGCCGAAAGGGCUUCCAACAAGCUUUCCUCCGUCACGAGGGGCCGGGCUGCUCGUCGGGGCUCGUAUUCUGGGACGGCCGAGGCGAGGGAAAGGCUCCGCGAUCUCUCGGCGGACUAUGCCCAGUUCGAGCGGGAGUUAGAGAGGGCUGGUACUAGCAGCUACUUGAAGGGUACGGAGCAGACCAGUAAGAGGUGCUUGGUGGAUGAGCACCUCGAGGUCGUGAGGGCUGCUGCCCAGAGAGUUUUGGCGGAGGCCGGAAAAUCCGGCAAUUUGAAAGGGACUGCAUGGCGGGCCAUGAAUGAGGCCUGCCAUGAUAUUAUUGUGGCGGCUGGGAAAAUUGAGGCCCAGUGUGAGGAGUCGGAAGCUGUCCGCAUACUCAGAGCGGACAACAAGAGAAUGCGGGAGCAGCUUUCGCUCCUACAACAAGAGACAAAGGCCCUCCGCACAGCCUUUGCCGAACGGGUGACUCCGGCGCCGACAGAGGCCCAAACAGCGGCAAAUGCCCCCUCUCUUGAGGACAUCAGGGGACUCCUCUCCGAAUGGAAGGAGUCCUUUGAGAGGAACAUGUUCCUCAAGUUGGGGGGAAUGGUAAACGACCGCCUCAAAGAGGCGGAGAAAAGGGGCAUCCUGGCCCCGGAGCCCAUCGUUCGGCCGCCACUCGCAGCUGACGCGAAGAGGAAGGAGGCCGAAACACUGGCCUCAAAAACAGGGCGAAAUUAUGCUGGUGCUGUAGCGGGGGCCACCCUCAUGCCCCCAGCUCGACCUGGGCCUGCACCCAAAGCUGUCGCAGGCAAAAAGCAGCCCAAACAAGGGACCGUACAGGCCCAGGUACCCAUCGAAACACCUGCCGAAGUGCCUCCGCCCCAUGAAGGCGAACAGGGGUGGGCCGAGGUGGUUAGGAGGGGGAAAAAGAAGGGGAACAAACCCUCCCCUUCUGCCCAGCAGGAGCCUACCCCUGUGAAGGCCCCCAAGGCGAGCGCACAGCUGCCCAAAAAAGUGAAAUUCACCGCACCCAAGACUUCGGCGGUAGUGGUGACCCUCAAGCCGGAAUCCAAACUGGAUUACCGCACGGUAAUAUCGAGGGCCACCACUAUCGACCUUUCGUCGAUUGGGGUGGAUCACGUGUCGGCUGUGCGUGGAACGGCAACGGGGGCCCGCAUCAUCGAGAUACCCGGGGCUGACAGUGGGGCUGCGGCGGACAGCCUCGCAGAGAAGCUCCGGGAGGUCAUAGGGACUGAGGCGGAGGUCACAAGGCCCUUCAAGGCGGCGCAAAUAAGGGUCUCUGGACUCGAUGAGGGAGUGACGCCAGAGGCCCUAAAAGAGGCCACAGCGAGGGCGGGAAAAUGUCCACCGGGACAGGUCAGGGUGGGAAACAUCCGCAUAGCGCUGGAUAUGACGGCGGCGGUAAUCAUCACCUGCCCUGUGGCGGCUGCCAACGCCCUAAUAGACGAGGGGCGCCUUCUUGUCGGUUGGACAGCUGCCAAGGUCAGGGGGCUGGAGGCCCUGCCCAUGCGGUGCUACCGGUGCAUGGGCAUAGGCCACACCAGAGCCCUCUGUCCGUCCCCGGUGGACAGAUCGGAGUUAUGCCAUCGCUGUGGCAAAUCUGGGCAUACUUCUUCAGAGUGCGGGGCCAGUGAACCCUGGUGUGCGGUGUGUUAUGCGCACAAGUUGGCCGCCAAACACACAAUGGGCGGCCCAUCGUGCAAUCCCCCGCGCACGCGGGGCAAACUGGCCCCUCCUAAGAGGGGAGCCUCCGAGGGCACCACGAUGGAGCACUAA
Molecule: messenger RNA, 2010 nt
Organism: Plodia interpunctella (Indianmeal moth)
Lineage: Eukaryota; Metazoa; Arthropoda; Insecta; Lepidoptera; Pyralidae
Exons: 1
Coding region: 1-2010 (669 amino acids)
Molecular function (GO): zinc ion binding; nucleic acid binding
Source: RefSeq, a predicted model, not a curated record